This is a messenger RNA of Megalobrama amblycephala (Wuchang bream), 1505 nucleotides long. Its product is annotated as transmembrane protein 250. The transcript is spliced from 2 exons. Bases 331 to 750 code for a protein of 139 amino acids. NCBI's taxonomy places the organism in Eukaryota, Metazoa, Chordata, Actinopteri, Cypriniformes, Xenocyprididae. The record is from RefSeq and is a predicted model, not a curated record.
UCAAUAAAACCUGCAGCCUGCGCCUUUAAAUUGUCCGGCUGUUGUCGUAGCAACCAUCGGGCCUGUGUGUUUUGCGACAGACCGUGUUCCGCGCCGCAGCACAUCAUUAUCAGCACAGCAGAUGAAUCCAGCAUAAACGCAUAGUUUCAGUGCUAUGGAGAUUCCCACAAGAUGAGCGGCAACACGCUCGGUCACCGGAGCGUCACAUUUACACCCGUCCGACUUUUAGCUAUCUGCAGGUGAUCCUGUUAUGCAACAUGCAGCCCUGGAGUUCCUGGAAGAGUCCUGUCAGUGGGCCUUCCUGAAUCCAGGGGCUUCCCAAGCCCACCCAUGCCUGUCAUUCCCAUCCCACGGAGGGUUCGCUCCUUCCAUGGCCCUCACACCACCUGCAUGCACUCCGCCUGUGGCCCGGCACGCACCGCCCAGCUCGUACGCACCAAAUACAACAACUUCGACCUGUACCUGAAGUCUCGGUGGAUGUAUAGCUUCAUCCGGUUCCUUCUCUAUUUUGGCUGCAGCCUGUUUACCUCCCUCCUCUGGGUGGCGCUGUCUGCCCUCUUCUGCCUGCAGUACGUCAGCGUGCGAAUUUUCCUUCGCCUUCAGUACAAGCUGUCCGUCAUCCUCCUGCUGCUGGGCCACCGCCGGCUGGACUUCGGCAUCAUCAACGAUCUGUUCAUAUACAGCAUGCAUGUGACCAUGUUUCUGAUCGGAGGCCUGGGAUGGUGUUUCAUGGUCUUUGUAGAUAUGUGAAGUUCUGAUUGGCUGAACGAAUAUGAUCACUGAAAGACACAAGUCUUAUGCUUAAUCAAACCCACUUUGAUUUGUUUUUUUAAGCUUGCAACAUGACAAAACUGAGAACAUUUAAAAGAGCUCAUUGUAAUAAAAAUGUGCAUGGUUUCUUUUUAUGUUUUAUAUUAAUUAAAUGUGUUGUGCGUGUUGUAUUUUAACACUGUGCGUAGGGGAAUCUGAUUUAAUAGUAUACAUUUUUAGAUCUGCAUGUGCCUCGAUUUACAUUUGCAUUCAAAAAGUUGGUCUUUUAUCACGGUUUCUCUUCGUCAUACAGAAAUAUCCCUCACUAAUGCACUUGUGGUGUUCAGACUAUAUUAUUUGUCUGGUGCCAAUCAGAGCAUGAGUCUGAUGCCCCAUGUUGCAUUAGUGUGGUGUUAUUGGCGCCAGCCUGGCAUGAAAGGAAAGUGAGUGAGUACAAUCUCCUAUUGUUUGAGGAUCAAACAUCAUAUGCCUCAUACUUGGCCAAGCAUGCUCUUUUGUUCUGAAACCGAAUGGACACCAGUGACAUUUCAGACUGGCCAUUGUACAGCUCAGCACAGAAGGGUCAAUGCCUCGAUGAACUGAUACAUGUACAUCUGCCGAUCAGUGUCAAAUGGCCGAACUCUCCUGGAGGGACACGUAUCUACUACUGCAGACGCGCUCGGAUGGUUGUUGUGGUGUAGCACAGUUCAGUAACAACUCAGGAACAGCAAAUAAUAAAAAUGGUGUUAAUCUCA